Molecule: messenger RNA, 3289 nt
Organism: Esox lucius (northern pike)
Lineage: Eukaryota; Metazoa; Chordata; Actinopteri; Esociformes; Esocidae
Gene: exoc1
Product: exocyst complex component 1
Exons: 19
Coding region: 185-2893 (902 amino acids)
Biological process (GO): Golgi to plasma membrane transport; exocytosis
Cellular component (GO): exocyst; plasma membrane
Molecular function (GO): phosphatidylinositol-4,5-bisphosphate binding
Source: RefSeq, a predicted model, not a curated record
AACAGCGAGUCACAUGAUUGGUCCAGCCCAUCCCGGAUACCGGAAACAGCAGGGCAGGGCCCAGAGAAAUUAUCGCUUUUUUUAUAGCGAUUGAUAACAGGAUCACUUUUAAAUGGAAAUAAAGCCAUUAUCGUAAUACCAUCCCUAUUGCAUUAUAUUCUCGAAUCCGAAUUCAAUUUGAGUUAUGACAGCCAUCAAGCAUGCCCUUCAGAGGGACAUCUUUACCCCAAACGAUGAACGUCUUCUCAGCAUUGUCAAUGUCUGCAAGGCAGGGAAGAAGAAGAAGAAUUGCUUCCUGUGUGCCACAGUUACAACGGAGAGGCCGGUGCAGGUGAGAGUGGUUAAGGUGAAGAAGUCUGACAAAGGGGAUUUCUACAAACGGCAGAUGGCCUGGGAACUGAGGGAUCUGGCUGAAGUAGAUGCAAAAGAUGCCAGCAAGGAGAACCCAGAGUUUGACCUCCAUUUUGAGAAGGUGUACCGAUGGGUGGCCAGCAGCACGACUGAGAAGAAUUCCUUUAUCUCUUGCAUCUGGAAGCUGAACCAGCGUUACCUCCGGAAGAAGGUGGAGUUUGUGAAUGUCAGUUCCCAGCUUCUGGAAGAGCUUCCUAAAGCGGAAGAGUCAGUCCCCAGUGGUGAGAGCCAGAGUGUUGCUGGGGGCGACGAGGAUGCUCUGGAUGACUACCAGGAACUGAACGCCCGUGAGGAGCAAGACAUUGAGGGCAUGAUGGAGGUGUGCGACUACGCUAUCUCUAAUGCAGAGGCCUUCGCUGAGAAACUUUCCAGGGAGCUCCAGGUUCUGGAUGGGGCCAACAUCCAGUCCAUCAUGGCAUCAGAGAAGCAGGUGAACAUCUUGAUGCAGCUGCUGGACGAGGCUCUGUCAGAGGUGGACACCAUAGAGGGCAAGCUGAGCAGCUACGAGGAGAUGCUGCAGAGCGUCAAGGAGCAGAUGGACCAGAUCUCCCAGAGCAACCGCCUCAUCCAGAUCAGCAACACCAACAACGGCAAGCUGCUGGACGAGAUUCAGUUCCUGGUGAACUACAUGGACCUGUCGAAGGGACACAUACGGGCACUUCAGGACGGUGACCUGUCCUCCCCCAAAGGCAUCGAGGCCUGCAUCAAUGCCUCGGAGGCUCUUCUGCAGUGCAUGAACGUGGCCCUCAGACCGGGCCACGACAAGCUGAUGGCUGUGAAGCAGCAGCAGCACCUGUUUGCGGAGCUCAGAGAUACCUUCGCCCGGCGCCUCACCAACCACCUCAACAACGUGUUCGUCCAUCAGGGCCAUGACCAGAGCUCGACGCUGUCUCAGCACACUGCGGAGCUGACUCUGCCCAAACACAGCCCCCUGCACCGGGACCUGCUGCGAUACGCCAAGCUCAUGGAGUGGCUGAAGAACACCCAGAGAGAGAAGUACGAGGGCCUGUCCAGGACCUAUGUUGAUUACAUGACCAGGUUAUAUGAACGUGAAAUUAAAGACUUCUUCGAGGUGGCCAAGAUCAAAAUGGCAGGCACAACGAAAGAGGGGAAGGGCAAUAAGUUUGCCACGCUUCCACGGAAAGAGAGUGCUCUCAAACAAGAUACGGAAAGCCUGCAUGGCAGCUCUGGGAAGCUGACCGGCUCCACCUCCAGUCUGAAUAAGCUGGCAGUGCAAGGCUCCAACAGCAGACGCUCCCAGUCCUCCUCUCUGCUGGACAUGGGCAAUAUGUCCGCUUCAGACUUGGAUGUGGCUGACAGGACCAAGUUUGAUAAGAUCUUUGAGCAGGUUCUUAGUGAGCUGGAGCCUCUCUGUCUAGCGGAACAAGAUUUUAUCAGCAAGUUUUUCAAGUUACAGCAGCACCCAACUCUGCUUCAGGGAGAAGUGGAGGAAUCCGAUGGAGGAGUAAUCUCCAGACAGGCUAUACCAGGGGAACACAGACACUCCGUAACUUCAAAUGAAAAGGACAUGGUGCGGUUGAUGAUGAACAAGAUCUUCCACAGCAUCGAGACGGAACUCAACAGCCUCAUUGCGCUUGGAGACAAGAUUGACAGCUUCCACUCCCUCUACAUGCUAGUGAAGAUGAGUCAUCACGUGUGGACAGCCCAGAACGUGGAUCCCGCCUCCUACCUCAGCACCACACUGGGCAACGUGUUGGUCACCGUCAAAAGGAACUUUGACAAGUGCAUUUCCGGUCAGAUGAGACAGAUGGAAGAGGUGAAGAUCUCUAAAAAGAGCAAAGUGGGCAUCCUGCCCUUUGUCACUGGAUUCGAGGAGUUUGCAGAGCUGGCUGAGACCAUCUUCCGGAAUGCAGAGCGCAGAGGGGAUCUGGACAAGGCAUACGUCAAGCUUAUAAAAGCUGUCUUUGUGAAUGUGGAGAAAGUGGCCAUUGAGAGUCAGAAGACACCCCGGGACGUGGUGAUGAUGGAGAACUUCCACCACAUCUUCUCCACGCUAUCCCACCUGAAGAUCUCCUGCCUGGAGACAGAGAGGCGAGAGGCAAAGCACAAGUACACGGACCAUCUGCAGUCCUAUGUGAUCAAUUCACUGGGACAGCCCCUGGAGAAGCUCAAUCACUUCUUUGAGGGAGUAGAGGCACGUGUGGCCCAGGGCGUACGUGAAGAGGAGGUGAGCUACCAGCUGGCAUUCAACAAACAGGAGCUGCGUAAAGUUAUCAAGGAGUACCCCGGCAAGGAGGUGAAGAAGGGCCUGGACAACCUGUACAAGAAGGUGGACAAGCACCUGUGUGAGGAGGAGAGUUUGUUACAAGUGGUUUGGCACUCCAUGCAGGAUGAGUUCAUCCGUCAGUACAAACACUUUGAAGGCUUGAUUGGCCGUUGCUACCCGGGAUCAGGAAUCACUAUGGAGUUUACCAUUGGAGACAUGCUGGAGUACUUCUCAAGCAUUGCUCAGUCGCAUUAAUCACACGCAAAUAUGUGUAUACUUUAACCUUGAUCUCUGUUGCUUUAGUGCCUCACAGAAGAAACACUACUAUUUACUGAAAUAAAUCUGCUGAUGCUGUGUGGCCAAUAGUACAUUUCUGAAAUUGAUUUAACUAAACUUUUGUCUGCAAUACUUGUCUGGAAAGGGAUUAACAGUUGUAAAUAGUUUGUGCGCGCUCAUGCGUACAUGCAUGCUAAUAAUUUGCACAGAUGUAUUAUUAGGUCUAUAAGGAAAUUGUAAUUUAAAAAAUGCAUUUCGAAAGUGUCGAAUUUUGUACAAUCGCAUGUUGUUCUUCUACUGGAAUAUUUCUGUUCUAUGAUUGCAAAUCAAAAACAGAAUGCCAUAUUGUUGCAAAAUAAAACAAGUACAUUUUGU